AUGUCGCCACCGUCAGCCUCUACUGAGCGUGCCACCACAGCUUACCAUCCUCUUCCUGAAUUCAGGGAUAUAGACAAUGUCAACGAGGAGUCCACUCAGGGACGACGCAGAACCAAGUCGUGUUUCUGGCUUCUAUUCAAGAUUGUUGUCGCAAUUUUAGCAGUAGUCUUACUGAUAACGGGACUCUGGCAGUACAUUGUCGUGAAGCUUGGUCAUUCGGGAUGCUCUGCGGCUCGGAUGGAGGCCUUGGAACCAGAAUAUGGUAAAUUCGAUCUCUUACCGAAGUCCUUCGUGCUCAUUGAGCAAUCACAUCGAACAUAUAGUGCAUUGGAGGUAUUCCCAACAGAUGAGCAAGGGAAGAUAACUGGAGGCAGUUUAGGAUACUACUACAAGUAUCAUGGUCCAUGGUGGAAUGUCUACGGACUCACUGAUGAGCUCGGAGAUACUCUCCUGACUGCUUCUACUGACUGGUUCUCCAUUGGGAAAACAGUUAAUAUCCACAGGUGCGAUGAGUCUGCAGAAAAUCCGAUUUACUAUAGUGCGAAAGAAACAAGCCACUGGCUUAUGAAUAAAAUUCGCAAGAUGUUCGGAUCGUUUAUUAAUACGGAGUAUUCCUUCUUCGCCGUCAAUAAAGGGACUGGGGAGAAAACACUUCUCGGUGUCUCCGUCAAGCAAGGCUUCCAAGCUAAGCAGCUAGUGUUAAGGGCUCCAGAUGAGUCCAAGCGGAAGAUGUAUGAUGCCGUCCUAGUGUCGAGACACUGGAUGAAUCAAUUCGAUUACUGGCUGGUGCACUGUGACGACCCUUCGGACUUGCCCGCAGAAGAGCAUACAGUUCCAUCAUCAGUAUUCGGAGCGGUGACGGCAGUGGGAGCCUUCAGGGACAUCGAGAAAAAAGGGAAACGCCCGGCCCCUCAAGUAUAA
Perkinsus marinus ATCC 50983 is the source of this 921-nucleotide messenger RNA. RefSeq lists its product as hypothetical. Lineage: Eukaryota; Perkinsozoa; Perkinsida; Perkinsidae. The transcript has 8 exons. The record is from RefSeq and is a predicted model, not a curated record. Bases 1 to 921 code for a protein of 306 amino acids.